AGGAUAGAAACGCGCUGUCCAAUAACCACGCUCCAGAGAGUCCCCGUAGUCGAGUAGUAAACGUGCUGGUGGUGGUCUGGUGAGCGGAGGAGCGAUCCACCUCAACUCUGUCACCCACUCGGCUUUCCCUUCUUCCAUCGCCGCCGCAAUUCUCCGCCGAAUUCUCCGCCGCCCCGGCCACCGUCGAAACCGAAUCUUCCCGGAUCCUCUCCCGGACGGUGCUAGGGUUCCGGCGAGGAAGAGUACUGGAAAGUGUGCGGGCAGACGACCCACAAUAGCUCGGGUUCCAAAUUCACUGAAGUUUCGUGAAUUCUCGCCUUCUGGGUGUUCGCUGAAUCGUGGGUAGGCCUUGCAUUUUCUUUUUGAGCGCGCAGCGCAUCUGAACCGAGAGCCCGUGGGGGGGUUUCUUCCGUCGGAGGAGUGCUAAAUACAGGCAUUGCAGACUUGCAUGUUGCUGAACUGUUAAAGGUGGAUAUGACACUUUUAGACUAGACAUUGGGGUGGGUUCAAGCAUGAAGCCUUCUGAAGUGUUUCAAAAAGUCCAGCUUCAGAAGCCCAAUUCACUUCUUGAAAAACAAGAAUCUGGAGAAGAGAGAAGCUCAAAUGCUUUGAGUACUGGUCAUAGUGAAAGCAGUGUGUUAGAUCAGGCGCAGUCUACUCUGGAAGAUUCAGGCCUUUCUUCAACGUCCACCAUCGGUCCAGCACCACUGUGCCGGCAGUUUUGGAAAUCUGGGAGCUAUGACAAUGGGCAUAGUACCAAAAUCUCAAUUCAAAGUGGAAGAAACUAUCUCCAUGUCCACCCUAUGUUCCUCCAUUCAAAUGCCACUUCACAUAAGUGGGCCUUUGGGGCCAUAGCAGAGUUGCUUGACAAUGCAGUUGAUGAGAUCCAAAAUGGGGCCACAUAUGUUAUUAUAGACAAAACCUUAAAUCCAAGGGAUGGAAGCCCAGCAUUGCUAAUCCAAGAUGAUGGUGGUGGAAUGGACCCUGAAGCACUGAGGCGGUGUAUGAGUUUUGGAUUUUCAGAUAAAAAAGAGAAAUCAGCUAUUGGACAAUAUGGAAAUGGCUUCAAAACGAGCACCAUGAGACUUGGUGCAGACGUCAUUGUCUUCAGCCGCCACAUGAAGGAUAGGGUGUCAACUCUGAGCAUCGGCCUUUUGUCAUAUACAUUCUUGAUGCAAACAGGGCACGACAGGAUUGUGGUUCCAAUGGUUGACUAUGAGUUUAAUGCAAGCAGUGGGACUCUGGAGAUGUCUCGUCGCUAUGAUAAACAACAUUUCAAGGCAAACCUUUCCUUGUUGCUGCGGUGGUCUCCAUACUCAAAUGAAGCAGAUCUUGUCAAGCAAUUUGAUGACAUUGGAUCCCAUGGAACAAAAGUUAUCAUUUAUAAUUUGUGGUACAAUGAUGAUGGGAAAAUGGAGUUAGACUUUGAUGCCCAUCCCCAGGACAUCCGUAUUAGUGGAGAUAUUAAGAAAGUCGAAACAAUUCCUGCCUGGAAACAAGUAAAUGAGCAGCACAUUGCUAAUCAACUCCAUUAUUCUCUUCGUGUAUACAUGUCCAUUUUAUACUUGCGAAUACCUGAAAGUUUUAAAAUAGUGCUCCGUGGUCAGAAUGUGGAGCAUCAUAAUAUUGCAGAUGAUCUCAAAUAUAUCCAAUAUAUAUUAUACAGGCCUCAAACCGCUGGAUUUGUGGAGGGUCAGGUUGUAACUACCAUAGGAUUUUUAAAGGAAGCUCCGCAUGUGAACUUGCACGGGUUUAAUGUGUAUUACAAGAAUCGACUGAUACUGCCAUUUUGGAGGGUUGUGACCUACACAGAUAGCAGGGGUAGAGGUGUUGUUGGUGUUCUGGAAGCGAAUUUUAUCGAACCAACUCAUAACAAGCAAGAUUUUGAGAGAACUUCUCUUUUUCAGAAGCUGGAAGUUCGGUUGAAAGAAAUGACGUCGGAAUACUGGGACUAUCAUUGUGUAUUGAUUGGAUAUCAGCCUAAGAGGAAGGUUCGAGCAUCGGUAUUUGCAGAGAAUUCAUCUCAUUCUGUUCCUCAUGGUGGUGUUGAGAAGCCCAUUCUAUUGGGACAGAGUUCACCUUCUAUGACUAGCAUAUCUGAAGCACUUGCACAGGACUCAAUGAAUAAAGGGUCUGGUAUGAAGCGCAAGGCGGUUGAGCUAACAGAAACUAAAAGGGCAAAUAUGCAGACGGCGGGAGGGCCUGGCAUUAAUGAUGACUGGGAGGUCGAAGAGAUACAGCCUAUCGAUAUCCCUGGGAACCAGUCAAAUGAUGUGGAGGCUGCAAACAUGGUGCAAGAACACAAGAAGCUACUUGCGAAAUGUUCGGAAUAUGAGAACAGCGUGAAGGAACUAAGCGACAAGUUGGCUCGGCUUAGAAGUGAACUAGGAGAAGCUCAGCGCGAUCAUUCUCGACUCUUGGCCGAAGCACUCUCUCUCGGCUCAAUCAAGAAGGAAGACAAUGCAAGUAUGCCGUCUCGGUGAAAGGCUCUUCAGUUUAUUCAUGUGUAAAAUUUUUUGUUGUACUUGUAGUUCGGUCAGGCCAUCAAGAAUUCGCAAGUGCCACAGGCCUGAUCGCGGGGAGAGAAAGCUCAGCGCCCUCACAGUUCCUAACAGAGGCUUUCAUCCGGAGAAGUCAUCUUCUUGGCUAAAUGCGACCGAGAAGAUCAUCGUCGUGACAGGGAAUGAAGUUUACCUGAAGUUGACAUGUACCAUCUAUAACAGUAGGGUUUAUCUUAUGAUGCCUCCAAUUCUAACUCCGGUCCUUCUUCAUUUGUAAUCACUUUGUUUUCCUAAUUUCCAUUUUUUCAUUUAAGUUUAUUCAACCUUAACACAUAAGUAAGUACAUAUAAACGUUUCACAUGUGUUUCAGUCAAUUUGUAUGUGAUGUCUACAAUUUUAGUUUA
Eucalyptus grandis is the source of this 2905-nucleotide messenger RNA. Its product is annotated as protein MICRORCHIDIA 6-like. The transcript is spliced from 20 exons. The coding region runs from base 513 to 2483 and encodes 656 amino acids. Lineage: Eukaryota; Viridiplantae; Streptophyta; Magnoliopsida; Myrtales; Myrtaceae. Gene Ontology annotation, molecular function: ATP hydrolysis activity. Gene Ontology annotation, cellular component: nucleus. The record is from RefSeq and is a predicted model, not a curated record.